Andrographis paniculata is the source of this 1023-nucleotide messenger RNA. RefSeq lists its product as uncharacterized. Gene Ontology annotation, cellular component: cytoplasm. NCBI's taxonomy places the organism in Eukaryota, Viridiplantae, Streptophyta, Magnoliopsida, Lamiales, Acanthaceae. Gene Ontology annotation, biological process: protein folding. The record is from RefSeq and is a predicted model, not a curated record. The transcript has 4 exons. The coding region runs from base 65 to 814 and encodes 249 amino acids.
AUAAGUCCCUGGAAAUUUCUGUUACGUGCGACUCCAAUUCUGGGAGCUGAGAAAAUCCACUGCAAUGGCGGAUUAUCAUUUCGUUUACAAGGAUGUAGAAGGAGCUUCAACGCAGUGGGAUGACAUUCAAAGAAAACUUGGAAAUCUACCUGCUAAACAGCCACCGUUCAAGCCCCCUUCCUUCACGCCAGCUGAAGACAAGGAUUCGAAGUCUAAAGACAAGAGUUGGAUCGACGAGAAAACUGAGGAAGAGCUUGAAGAUCUUGAAGAUGAUCUCGACGACGAUCGAUUCCUCGAUGAGUACAGGAAAAAGAGGUUGGCUGAGAUGAGGGAAGCAGUCAAAGUUGCAAAGUUUGGUUCAGUGAUUCCAAUUUCAGGAUCUGAUUUUGUGCGAGAAGUUUCACAAGCUCCUCAAGAUGUUUGGGUUGUAGUGCUACUGUAUAAAGAUGGAUUCCCGGAGUGUAGAGUGCUUCUUCAAUGCCUUGAAGAACUGGCUAAAAAGUACCCUGCGACAAAGUUUGUCAAAAUUAUAUCAACAGAGUGUAUUCCCAACUAUCCUGACCUAAAUCUUCCGACGAUUCUGGUUUACAAUAAUAGCGCUGUUAAGGCAACUCAUGUGGGACUGCGUAGUUUUGGACGAAGGUGCACUCCUGAAAGUGUUGCGGUAGUUCUGUGCCAGUCAGACCCUGUGCUUGAUGACGGGCACAGUGGGGAGCAAUCCAGAGACGAUGUUCUUGAUGGAGUCAGGAAGAAGUUUUUGGAGAGGGUAGUGAGAGAACACGAAGACAAUGACGAUGGAUCUUCCAGCGAUUGAUCUCUCUCAACCUGUUCUCGAAACUCUACAGGCCAUCAGAAUUGGAUUAUUGAUUUGUGUCGACCAGGCAUAGCAGUAGCACUCACUGUUUCUGUUUUUAUUAACAGUUUGAUUAUUGUUAUUUUCUUCAAGGCCAAAAUUUUUAUGUAUUCAGACAUGUUGUAUAUUGAUUGCCCUCAAUCCUUAUAGUAGACUUUAUAUUCAUGAUC